CACAGUCCCCUGACCGGCCACUAUGAGGGGGUCCCGGACACUCCUGCUGCUGACCGCACUUCUCUACAGCGUCACCUACACACAAGGUACAGCUAACACGGUGGCCGAUUGCUGCCUUCAGACCGGCAGCAAGAGAAUCCCGUCCAACAUUGUCGCCGGAUAUGAGCUGCAGACGCCAGAGAAGGGAUGUAUGAAGACAGCUGUCGUGUUCCUUACCAACACCAAGCCCUUGCGGAGGCUGUGCGCCCCUCAGGGCUCCCCCUGGGUUGUCAAACUGAUGAAGAGAGUGGAUAAGAAAAAAGACUUGGAGAAGAAGGACAAGACUGACCGCAGACCAAAGAAAACCCCCCAGCGGCAACAACGGGAAUAA
Messenger RNA from Nanorana parkeri, 370 nucleotides. RefSeq names its product C-C motif chemokine 21-like. The transcript has 3 exons. Bases 23 to 370 code for a protein of 115 amino acids. NCBI's taxonomy places the organism in Eukaryota, Metazoa, Chordata, Amphibia, Anura, Dicroglossidae. Gene Ontology annotation, cellular component: extracellular region. Gene Ontology annotation, molecular function: CCR chemokine receptor binding; chemokine activity. Gene Ontology annotation, biological process: positive regulation of ERK1 and ERK2 cascade; G protein-coupled receptor signaling pathway; lymphocyte chemotaxis. The record is from RefSeq and is a predicted model, not a curated record.